AUGGACACGGCGCUCCUCGAGGCCAUUCUCCUCCAGUGGCGCCUACCGCCUCCGCUCAGCUCCGCCGUCUCUGCCGCCGCGGCGCAGCAUGCCGAGCGCGACGCCGCCCUCGAGCUGGCGCCUCUCUCUGUGGGCUGCCUCGGCACGGAGUGGGCUAAGGCGCACGGUGCGCCGCUCGACUCGCUCGUCCAGCUCUCGGUCCAGCUCGCGUGGGCGCGGCUCGACGAGGGCGGCCUCCGCUCCGCCUGCUCCACGCUCGCCUUCUCGCACGGCCGCACGGAGGCGGCGCUCGUCGCCGAGCUGCUGCGGGACGAGGCCUCGCCGCGGCUGCCAGAGCUGCUCGCGGCUGCCGUCCGGUCGCACCGCGAGGUGGUGCGGGAUUGCCAGCGAGGCCACGGGCACGAGCGCCACCUCCUCGCCCUGUAUGCACUCUCCGCGUCGAGCGGCGCCCCCACCCCCGCCCUCUUCCUGCACCAAGCUUGGUCCGAGGUGUCGGCAAGCACAAUCUCCACCUCGGGCGCGCGCCAGCCCUCCGUCGCCUCCUUCUCCUUCGGCCCCGUGUGCCCGACCGGCAUCGGGGUCGGCUACUUGCUCUUUGCAAGCAGCGUCGAGUGCACCGUGAGCAGCUGGAAGGGGAAGGGGCCGCCCGCCGCGCAGACGCUCGCUACGCUCGUCGAGCGCUCUUCGCAAGUGGCGCGGUCGUCCGCGCCGGCGAGCAAGCUCUAG
Messenger RNA from Emiliania huxleyi CCMP1516, 726 nucleotides. Its product is annotated as carnitine O-palmitoyltransferase. The record is from RefSeq and is a predicted model, not a curated record. The transcript is spliced from 6 exons. NCBI's taxonomy places the organism in Eukaryota, Haptophyta, Isochrysidales, Noelaerhabdaceae. Gene Ontology annotation, cellular component: mitochondrion. The coding region runs from base 1 to 726 and encodes 241 amino acids. Gene Ontology annotation, biological process: fatty acid beta-oxidation. Gene Ontology annotation, molecular function: carnitine O-palmitoyltransferase activity.